This is a messenger RNA of Dicrocoelium dendriticum, 315 nucleotides long. NCBI's taxonomy places the organism in Eukaryota, Metazoa, Platyhelminthes, Trematoda, Plagiorchiida, Dicrocoeliidae. The record is from the annotation of a GenBank genome assembly.
AUGCGACUCACUCACAGCUUGGGCGGUGGUGACGCCAUUGAUUGGAAAUGCCCGGAUUGGCGCGAAUACAAGCUUGAUCAUCCUGAGCUUCAAAAACACGUCAAAUCACUUGCAGCCAAAGGCUUGAAGGAUCCAUGGAUACGGAAUUACGCUUGGCAUUUUUCUCCAAAGAUACACAAGACCCCCUGGCAGUUCAUCAAAUCUACGCUUUUUAUGAAUGCACCUCAGGGUCUCGCUCUUGCUCUGCUAAUCACUGCUGUUUUCAAGGGUUAUGAACAGUAUAGCCAGUCUGCUUCACAUAACUCGCACGACUAG